GUCACUAAUAUUCCUAUCAAUAUUUUACCUGUUGGAUACCCCAGUCAGAGUCAUGGUCAGAGUUCAUACUCGUCCGAUGACUUGCCCAAGGCUCUUGUGAUGACUCUGAAUCAGGGUUCACCCGUCAAGAGUAUGGAUUUUCAUCCUGUAGAGCCAAUCUUACUUCUUGUUGGAACAAACACGGGAGAGAUCAUGGUGUGGGAUCUAGUUAGUCGUGACAGACUUGCUCAUAGAAGUUUCAAGGUUUGGAAUAUCGGAGCAUGGUCAAUGGCUCUGCAGGCAUCUCUUGCUAAUGACUAUACUGCAUCAAUUAACCGUGUGAUUUGGAGUCCUGAUGGCACCUUAAUUGGUGUUGCAUACUCCAAGCACAUUGUGCACAUAUACUCCUACCAAGGUGGUGAUGAUCUAAUAAGAAACCACCUAGAGAUUGAGGCGCAUGUUGGUAGUGUCAAUGAUCUUGCUUUUUCUUAUCCAAAUAAACAACUUAGCAUCGUCACAUGUGGGGAGGACAGGCUCAUUAAGGUAUGGGAUGCAGUAACAGGGAUCAAGAGUUGGACUGCAUGCCAAUUUGGGGCGGAUUCACGGGGAGAUAUGGGGGUAGAGGGUAAUGAGGGUGGUAGUAGGCUUGAUAUAGGGGAUACGAAAAAGAAUUCAGUCAUAGGUGGGAACCUGACAGAUGAAGCGGGUGGAGAUUUUCUCCAGGGCAGAAGACGUCAGGCUUUUCCAGCAUCCGGAAAUCGAAGUGCAACUUUUCGUUGA
Ilex paraguariensis (yerba mate) is the source of this 759-nucleotide messenger RNA. The record is from the annotation of a GenBank genome assembly. NCBI's taxonomy places the organism in Eukaryota, Viridiplantae, Streptophyta, Magnoliopsida, Aquifoliales, Aquifoliaceae.